GCCUCCGACAUGCCCCAUACCAUCCUUUUGGUUCAGACUUCUGUGAAGAAGCCGGAUACACGUACUUGGUCAGAUUAUGAGACGGUCGAGCAGUGUCUUGAGGGUGUCUGUAAAAUUUACGAAGAGCAAUUGAAAAGGGAGAAUCCAAAUGCACCGACCAUAACCUACGACAUAUCACAGUUGUUUCACUUCAUUGAUCAACUGGCGGAUUUGAGCUGCCUUGUUUAUCAUGAGCCCACAUACACUUACAUUCCUCAUCCCAAAAACUGGAUCAAGGAGCAAGUAUAUGUCCUUUUGCGUAAUCAGGCUGGGCACUAAGUAACGAAACGACUAGCAUGUUUCCUUCUAGUCCUUCAUUGCCCGGUUUAGUUGAGCUUCUGGCACUUACCUUUCUCCAUUUUCUUGUAAAAUCUCUCUUGAACAUACAAUUUUGAAUAUAACAA
Dicrocoelium dendriticum is the source of this 443-nucleotide messenger RNA. NCBI's taxonomy places the organism in Eukaryota, Metazoa, Platyhelminthes, Trematoda, Plagiorchiida, Dicrocoeliidae. The record is from the annotation of a GenBank genome assembly.